Messenger RNA from Lachnellula hyalina, 912 nucleotides. RefSeq lists its product as uncharacterized. The record is from RefSeq and is a predicted model, not a curated record. The transcript is spliced from 2 exons. NCBI's taxonomy places the organism in Eukaryota, Fungi, Ascomycota, Leotiomycetes, Helotiales, Lachnaceae. Bases 1 to 912 code for a protein of 303 amino acids.
AUGCUGCAACUCCGCGACAGAAUAGCACUCGUCGAAUCCGCGCUCCAGAACCUCGAGGAAGUCGACCCCGCUCCCCGUCCACGAUCAAUUCUCCACGACGACCCCCCAGCGCGCCGUAGUCUCGACUACCGCUUCGACAAAAUCGCCCGCGAAGUCGACGCCGCACCAAGUCCCACGCCCGCGCAAGAGAAAGCAAAUCCUUUCGACACCGCCACAUCAACCGCAUUGGAGUCUCCCUCCACCAAGCCCCCCUUCUACGAUAGCAUUGCUGCGAGUUUCGGGCUGGGGAUCGGCGGCGAGGACGAUGACUUUGCUGAUUACCUUGUGUACAAUGCUUUUGUAACGAAUCUGAGGGUGUGCCCUGUUGAUCUGACAGCUACGGAUCACUAUUACUAUCUCGAGCACCGCUCGUUCUUGCCGAAUGUCCCUGGCGUGAACCUGAGGCUGGGGACUGAUAAAGCGGGGAAAAGCGUGGGUGUUGCGCAUCUGGCGCUGAUAGGACGUAACACUUUUGGCGUUGGCGAUCUGGAUAAUGAUCCGGUUGGAGUGAGCUGGGGCAGUAUGGCUAAUGCAGGGUUUUGGACGCAUAUGAGGUAUGACUUUGAGUUUGAGCUGGGAAACGAACGCAAGACGAGGAAGUUUUGCUGGAUUCGGACGAGGAAUAAUCUGUUGGAUGAUCAGGGGGAUUUGGUGCUUGUUGAAGACGGGAAGGAGCACUUUAUUCUGGCCGAGUAUCUUGGAAAAGGGCUUUUGAAGUGGAAAAAGAGGGGACGGUUGAGGAUUCGUAAGAUGCAGGCGUUUGGCGAGAGGUGGGAGUUGAUCGUGUUAUUGACUUGGGGCUCAGUGGUUGAGUUAUCAAGACGAAGAGCAAGAAUAAGGCGCUAUUCCCCAACCCACAUCAUUUCAAUAUAA